AAGCAACACUCCAGAUUUCUCGUCGUGUGUCUACUCGCGCGAGCGAGCGAGAGAGAGAGCCAGUCGUGCCAGUGCAGUCCCGUCGCGCGCGCCGGACGCCCUUUUCGAGCGCGUACUUUAUUACGUAUACGUUAUACUGAGUCGUCCCGAAAGUACAAGAUUCUUGUAUCAUCAGUGUAUUAGCUGUGUAGUAGAAUAAGCGAGGAUUCUAUCGGAUAGUGACUACAUUACAGAGACACACACACACACACACACAUUGACAGAGAAAAAAGAAGAAGGAUAGCCAUGGAGUGGCGGACGGGUCCUCCGCGAAAAGGCUGCGGCGGCUACUGCCAUAUGCAGCUUCGGAUCCUUAUCUAGAGACUCCUAUCGCACGUCCCGGUCGUCCUUUUGCUAUUAUACACGUAUACACACGAGCAGGAGUAGCCACGGUGUAUAUACAUUCAACGCAGCGGAGAAUCAACAAGUGUCGUCACCGCCGCUCGCGCGCGCGAGACAAGGACGGACGACGCUGGACGACCUAACCUCAACUCUCCUCGAUCGUCGUCGCUGUGCGCGGAGGACCGUCGUCGUCGUUUUUUUUUCUUCUUCCUGUGCUGCAGAUCAAAGCAAAUCGUGAUUUCGCGCGAAACGAUGGUGUAGUGCGCGGUUGAAGAUCGUUUCGGUUACAUACACGCGUACUGUUGUGCUGAUCGUUGUGAGAGUGUCUUAUCACACGUAUAUGCGAGUGACAGGAGAUCGGUCGGGUUUUUAGCGACGAUCGGAGGAAGCAUCGGCGCGACUCCAAGAUGGAAGUCGUCUACAUAGACGAGCGAGAGGACGUCCAGAAGAAGACCUUCGCCAAAUGGAUAAACUCACAGCUUUUAAAAAAUCAGCACGAGCCGAUCGGUGAUUUGUUUUUGGAUCUGCGAGAUGGAAACAGGUUGCUUUCACUCUUGGAAGUUUUAACUUCCAAGUCAUACAGACGAGAAAGAGGGCGUAUGAGAGUUCACCACUUGAACAAUGUAAAUAAAGCGUUGCAAAUACUGGAACAAAAUAAUGUAAAGCUUGUCAAUAUUAGCAGUAACGAUAUAGUCGAUGGAAAUCCAAAACUGACGCUCGGCUUAGUCUGGAGCAUUAUUUUACACUGGCAGGUACAUUAUCACUUGAAAGACUUAAUGACAGAGUUGCAGCAGACGAAUUUGGAGAAAACGCUGCUCGCAUGGUGCCGGCAAACUGUACAGAAUUACGAAGGCGUCGACAUAAAAAACUUUACGACCUCCUGGUCGGACGGAUUAGCAUUUAACGCACUAUUGCACAGGUGGAGACCGCAUUUAUUCGAUUUCAACGCUAUUGCGCGGAAGCAUCCGAACGCUAGACUCGACCAUGCCUUCAGAUUGGCACAGGAACAUCUGUGCAUUGAAAGGCUACUGGAUCCUGAAGACGUUAACACCUCGGUACCCGAUAAGAAAUCGAUACUGAUGUAUGUGACAUGCUUGUUCCAAUCACUACCUCAUUCUGGUCAAGACAUCGAAGGAAUCGACAUUUCAGCGGCCAGUGAUUCAGGCUCUACCGUCACGACACCCGGAAUAGAGGUCAUUAAAAAUUUGCAAGCAACAGUAUCCUUCCCUCAAUUCCCAGUCUUCGAACCGGCGACCUCUCGCCCCUUAAGUCUGGCAACCAAUGUAUCAGUCGAGCUAGGCGGUUACCAAGUAGCCCUAGAAGAGGUGCUCACAUGGCUAUUAGAGGCCGAGGAUGUUCUGAAUCACGCAGCCGAUCCCGGUUCGAGUCUAGAUCAACUCAAGCGACAGUUUCACGAACACGAAUCUUUCUUGGUCGAAUUGUCGCGACAUCAGGAUGGUGUCGGGGCAGUACUGGAAGAAGGCGAGAGACUACUCGCCGAAGGUGGACUGCAAAAAGACGAAGAACAUGAGGUGCGCGUGCAAAUGUCGUUGCUUAAUUCGAGGUGGGAGAAUCUGAGGAAACGCGCAUUGGAUAGGCAGUCCAAGAUUCACCAGACUUUGAUGGAAAUGCAACAAACACAGUUGGAUUCAUUACGACAAUGGCUGACCAAGACCGAAGACAGGAUAUCACGAAUGGCAGGACAUGAGAACAAAUCGCCGUUAGAAGAUCAAAUGAAGCAAUUACAAGAGCUCGAAGAAGAUAUAAGAAACCAGCAAGCAAUUGUCGAUGGACUCAAAAACAUGGUCGUCGUUGUCGACGAGGAAAACUCCGAAACUGUCUACGCUCAAAUGGAAGAUCAACUAUCAGCGCUAGGUGAACGGUGGACACACAUAUGCCAAUGGCAGCAGAAACGUCGUCAGAAUUUACAAGCUCUAUCCUCCUUCUGGAGUGAUCUGACUGAUGAUUACAAAAAGCUCGUUAACUGGCUGAACGAGACAGAGAUAACAUUGAAACAGAUGGAAGCAGCACCAGCAUCGGAAAUCGGUCAGGUACUUGAGCGCAUCAAGAAGCUCCAACUACUCAAAAUGGAAAUGGAUAUGAUCCAAAAGAAGCUUGGAUCACUACAGAAAGCGAUACAAGAUUUUGAAGGGCAUGGGUCGAGUGCAGAGUGUGUAAAUAUGCUGGAGAAACUAGAGAAUUUGGAGGACCAGUGCGAAGCUGUCGGUCAGAUUAUGGAAGUUCAAAGUCAGAGGAUAACGAACUCUGGAUUCGAAUGUGAUCUAUCAAAUCCUCAAGUAGUUCUGAGCUCUACAAAUGAUUGGAUCAACGACUCGAUAACUGGAAACGCUCAUAAAGAAGAGCUUGCUGGAAUGUCCCCGUCGCAUAGUGAUUCCAAGAAACGCCGAAUCGAUAGUGCCAUACGCCAAGAAUUCGAAACGUCUCUCAUGAACCUCUACAAGUGGCUCGACUACGUAGACUUGGAAAUGAGCCGUUCGGAAGGCGUAUUUAAUGAGCUGACCGUCGACGAGAAAAAGAUCGUCUACGAGGACAAUCUAGCGGAUAUUGAGGCUCACCGCAGUGAAUACGAAAAGGUCUUGCAGCUUGGCAAGCAGCUAGUUGAGGAACUGCAACAGGCAAAUGAAAGUUUCGACGAGGAGGAAGGAAAACUGAAGAGCGUCGAAAAUUGUUGGUCUACGACGAAUGCCAGACUCAAGGAGAUCAAGGAGAAGAUUGAUUUCUUAACCAAGGUCAAGGAGUGUAAAGGAGAGCUGACGAGUCUCAGACUGAUGCUUGAUGGGCACUCAAAGUGGUUUGAAUCUAAUCAUGAGAACAGUCAAGUUCAAUUGUUUAGGGUAAAAGUGAAGUCCAUGAAAUCUUGCGAUGAUCGCUUUAAAAAAUUGAAUACUACUGUAACAGAAUUAUCACAGAACGAGACAGCUGGCAAUGAAAUCACUGCUCUAAAAAAUGAAACCGAUACGUUUGUUGCCGAUUGGAAUAACCUUUUAAAGAAAUUGUCAGAUCGAGCAAACGAGUUAAGUAGUGCAGCCGAUAGAACGCCCCCUAAAAAGUAUAAUGAUACAGUCAGUACGUUGUCAUCCUUUAUCAAUAAUAUUGAAAGCGUUUUAGUAUCAGAACACGCUGUCAUGUCAUAUGAAAAAACUAUGCAGGAAAAAGUUACAAGAUUUGUAGAACUACAAACAACUCUGAAGUCUCAUCAAAAAGAUUUCGACUAUGUGAACAAAGUUGGACAAGACCUUAUUUCUAAGAUGAAUGGCGAUGCUCAGGGUGAGAAAAUUAAAGAGGAACUUCAAGAUCUUAAUACAAAGUGGAGCGACAUACCAAUUAUUCUAGAAGAAAGGCUUCAAAAACUUUCGAAAGACAUCGAGUCUUUGAAAACGUUUAACGAGGAGUUAAACAGCCUUGAGGGCUGGCUAGAUAGAUCCGUUGCGCAUUUACGGGAAAUUUCAGAAGAUACUGCUAUCAAAGACGUAGAAACGACCGAAUUCAAACUUCAACAAGUUCGUGAACUCAGCGAAGAGAUCAACAAAACAAAGCCAAGAAUAGAAAAUCUGCAGACUGCCACUAACACUAUGCUUGAGAAUUCCGAGCCGAAUUUCGCGAGCGUUUUAAAUGGCAAACUUGAGAAUAUCUCGCACAAGUGGAAUGCUAUUGUCGACGAGACGAAGGUACAGGGUGAUAAAUACGAAAGUGCUUUGAGAAAGAACGAUGAGAUUAUUAAUGGAAUCGAGGAUUUCACAAACUGGCUAUCCGCUCUCGAGGAUGAGAUUCCUGUCGAAGGCAAGGUCACUUCGUCGGUAGAACUUUUCCAAGCUCGUACGCGUUAUCAAAUCCUUAAAGACAAAGUAGACAUACGUGUUGAGGAAUUCCGUAACCUUAAUGAGCUUGGCAGUGACAAACUUCUAAGCUCUGAAGGUUCAUCAGUGCACGAACUAGGCCGUCGUUUCACAUUUUUGAAUGCCAGAUGGACCGACGUUACUGAUCGCAUUUACGAGAGAUAUAAGCAUUUCCAGAACGCAAGUCACGAGUAUGGUGAAUUUAGGGCUUUGGUGGCCCAAGAAAGCGACUGGUUGGAUAAACUGGAAAAGAGACUGAAAAAGUCGAGCAAAAAUGCAGCUGACGCAGAAGAUAUUUCGGAGGAACUUGAUGAUUUGGAGAAUUAUAUCAGAAAUCAUCCAGACUCCAGGUUUGAGAAAUUGCAAGAGAUCGGCAAGCAGCUUAUUGAUAACGACAUCAUGACACAAUCCAUCCAAACGGAUGUGGAAUCUUUGAUUAAUCGGUGGGCUGAUUUGAAUAAACAGGCCGGCGAGCGAGCCAAGCUGCUGGAGGGAUCGGUGAAGCAGGCCCAACAGUCCGAGGGCCGGAUCCUCGCCCUUCAGCACUCUCUAACGCAAGUAGACUCGGUACUAACCGCACGACUUGACUGUGACCUCACUGCCGAUGACUUGCCUCAUGACUACCAGCAGAAGUUGAUGGAGGAGAUGGACAGCCAGCAAUCGACGCUGGACGAAAUGGCAGCCCAAGUGGAGAGCUAUAAGCAAGCCGGCAAGCAAGAAGCGGCCCAGCGUUUGGAGGAGCAAAUGGGCCUGAUCAGCCAGAAAUUCAUCGAGGUCCAGAGCAAGUUCCAACGGUUCCGCAGUCCGACGAAUCUCGAACCUCGAUUGUCCCGAGCUCUCCGUGAGUUAAGGGGCAUCGAGGAGGCGACCUGUCUGCUGGAGCUGGCCACAGAGGACCCCGAGGCUAUAGAGAGGCAGCUGAAGCAUUGUUUGCGUUUCUAUCAAACUUUAAGCGAAAUAAAGAGCGAAAUAGAAAGCAUCAUCGUCGCUGGCCGUAAGUUAGUUGAGGAGGAAAACGUUGCGGAUCCUGACAAAUUUUCAAAACGUAUCGAUACGCUGAAAGAAUUGUACAACAAGCUUGGAAUGCAGAUAUCCGAAUCAAAGUCCAAUCUUGAAUCUGCAUUAGAACUGUCUCGCGAUAUGUAUAAACAGAUGUCUUAUAUAAAUAUGUCCAUUGAAAGUAUUAACAAAGAGCUUGAUACUCAGAGACACAGGCCCGAUUUGCCGGUGAAUGCAAUCUACGUCACGGAGACACUUACGGAAGUAAUCCCACGAUUAAACGCCGUCAAGGAUAAGCUCUUCAGGACUCAGGAUGAAUUUUCGAAACUUUGCGAUCCAUCUUAUCUUGAACAGCUUAAGGAAAAGCUCUGUGAUAUUAUCGAUAGGCUUGCCUAUACAGAAAAGAGAUUGAGACAGUGCAAUGGAUCUGAGGAGGAACCAAAUGUCGAUGAAAUCAAUGCUUGGUUGUCGCAAAUGGAAGAAAAACUGUCGAGGUUAGACGGUGUACCAGUAGAACAACUUAAUGACAAGCAUUUCGAGCAGUGUAAAGCAAUACAAACUGAAAUCAUGGAAACAAAACCCAAGAUUUUACAGCUGCAGCGUUACUCUUACUAUUCAAAGGUUGCCGAAGUAUGCAGAAGGUGGGAAGAGAUUUCCAACAGAAUACAGGAAUGGAUCCACAGGAUCACAGAUAACAUGUUAAUUAGCUCUAAGACGACGACGAGCGAGUCGCCCAAGGGGAGAGACAAUCGCAGCGCUACGAUGCAGCCCUCAGGAGCAGCGACGGGUUCAGGAGCUCUCGCUGAUGACAGAGAAGACAUGUACGGCAUAGGCUACUUGAAUCCGGCCUUCGACGACAACAACGCCGCCGGCGCCAGAUCAACCGCACGCCCUGGCACGAGCACAACGACGCCAGAAUCAUCGCCCAUUGAACCAACGAUGCGCAGCCAUAAAUCUUCGGCCAAAUCAAGUAACGAUCGAACUCGUAUAAUCGACGUAAGUCGCACAGUUCGACGCAGACUCAACAUGAGUUCUAUCCCCGACGUCGUACAGACGUCACAGUACAAUCGUCAGUCAGAAGACGAGGACGAAUCCGUCAACGUCUCGGACUUGGACAAGGAUGAGUUCUUCCUUUCGAAGAACAGUCGACUCUUCUCGCAAGUGUCCAGCAACACGUUGCAAACGUCGCCUCAGGAGAUGGCUGAUGUUAGUGACCUAGAGAACCACUGCCAGAUGGUCGAAGUCAAAGAGAUGGAAAUUGUCAAAGCUGUCGCGGCGACAAGUAACGAUAGAGUUGUCCUGCCGAGGGCUAACUUUGGUGUCCAGCAGGUGCCACAGGUAGUUGAACGUGUAGAGAUAGUCGAAGACACAGAAACCGAGCCCGAGUCUGUCGACACGGACGAUCCGGAUGAGAUCAAGUCGUCUACUGAAGAAAUAAUCGCCCCUACGAAAAAAGAGCUCGUCUCCAUUCUCAAACGCAACACCUCUACCGAGAGCGAUCAAAAGGACCUGUCCGACCUCCUGGACGAAGCUCUCGAACAGUCGCCUACCAGUUUCCUUCAAAAAGCGAAGCUUCCUCUAGUCACCUCUACUCCACAAGUCACAAAGACUCGCAUAGACACUCAGAGCGUUGCCGAGUACCUGAUCCUCGACGACGGCGGAAACACCUCGUCCAACGGCAGACCAGCGCCACAAGAAACGAAAAAUCUCGAGAGCAACGACGGCGGAGUAAGGAGAAAAGUGACGAGUGGCAAGGAGGUGACCUUCGCCAAGGGCUCACCGGUGCCCAAGAGGACGAAAGUGCAGGAGAUCCGCGAGGACUGCGAUAGCUUCUACGGAAGCGACAAGGAGACCGACGAUGUGCUGAUAUUCUCCGACGAUACGGAGAUCGACGUGGGAAGCUCGAGUUCAGAGGAGGGAGAGGCUAACGGGGAUGAAGCCAAGGAAACGGGGGGAAAGGAUGUCUUGGAUAAGAUUGAAAUAGAAAAGACACAACAACGUGCGCCGAGCAACGCACAGGAACGUGGCGCUUUUAAUGAGAAGAAAUCACCGUCAAGGACUGGACGAGUUUCUAGAGCAGCCUUAGAGAGAGAAAUCAUCGAGUUUGAAGAUUUAGCUCAGCAUAUGCUUAAUAGAAUGGAUAUCAUGCUAUUGACUGUUGGUGGUGUCAAUAACGAAAAGGACCCGACUAGACGUCUUGAGAUUCUCAAGAGCGAAGUAAGCUGCCUAGCACCGGACGCAGCGACUCUCAUCAGUCGAGGGGAUGGCCUAGUUAUGACAGUGCACGCGAGCGACCCAUCUCGAGCCGAGAAGAUCAAACGCGAGCACCAGGACAAACUGCGUGGCAAGUGGCAUCAGGUGAUGCAGGAGUGCGAGACGAAACGCGGUCAGGCCCUCAAGGCUGAGGACUCUCUCCGUGCCUACAGUCAGCUGACCGCCGAGUUGGAGGACUGGUUCCGCGUAGCGCCGCAGAAGCUAGAACAAGCUAAUAAUUACGAGGGUCAACUCGAAGCCUUUACUAUUGAAUUCGAUGCGAGGCAGGAACAGAUCAAGAGGCUCACGCAGCACCAGCAGGAACUGAAGAGGUUGCAUGUCGGGCACAACGAGACCGCGUUUUAUACUAUUAACAGCAGGUGGCAAGAGAUCAGCUCGCAGUUCAAGAGAUUCAGCGGUAGCAAGGAUAAGGAUAAACAACAUUCGGAUAAGAAAGUCGAACUGCCUGUCGGUGGUAUAACCGUUCAAGACUUUGUCGUGCGUGCAACCAAGAUCCGCGAAGCCAUCGCCACGCUCGCCAAGUCCCUCAACUCCACACCCCUCAGUGGCAAGGACUUCGAGCUUUUCAGUGACCAGGACGACUGUCUAAAGAAGAUAAGCAGUGCACUGAGUAUCUUGAAACCAAGCGUCGAGGAGAUGAACUACCUGUGGGAGGGCAUUGUGGAUAACGAGCAAGCGCGCAUGCACAACGACAACCUCAAAAAAGAGUGGACGAUGGUGAACCAGGCUUACAUCGAGCGCUACAACCGUUGGGCUAAGUGCAACGAGAAACUCAACGAGCUGAGAAACUCUUGCUGGAACUUUGACGACUGCUUAUUGAAGAUGGAGGUGAGCAUGAAGGAGGUAGCAGCCAAUCCACAAAGCAAGAUUAACAGGGCUAGGAUGCUUGAACUGGACCACGAAAUACCGAGGAUGCUGCAGACUCUUAACGGUAUUAGCGCGACAAUGGCCGAUAUAACGAACAGAUCCUCGCCUGUGGACGUCAAGGAUUGGCAGAGGGUCAUCGAUGAUUUGAAAGCAAGGUGGCAGAGCUUCGUCACCGAUUGGAAUAUUCAGAAAAGCAGGUCCGGAGUCAUGGGUAAGCAGAGAAGUGCCAAGCAGAUUCUGGACGGAGGUAAUAAUUUGGUGAGCCAGGUGAACUCGCUGCUCGUUUCCACGGCUAAUCCCUCCGAUGAUACUUCACUGUCGAUUAGAUUGUCGAUGGUCAAGGCAAGAGAAAAAGAAUUGUCCGAUCAAAUAAAGGAAAUACAGACUUUGAAGAGUCAGCAAAGCUCCGCCGUCAGCGACGAAGAGUGCAAUAAACUAAUCAGUAAUCUAGAGAAGGCUCACGUCGGCAUCUCGUCUCACCGUGAGUACGUGGAGAGCAAAUUGACUUCUCUCAAGAAGUACGUGCAAAGUUUGGACGGCGUUAUGGCCUGGGUGAUGGAGACUCGCACGAGGCUCAGCAUCUCACGUGAGCUGCCUCAACAGGAGCGCAUCAAGGCUAUUGAGAACAUAAUGGCAAGUGUGGAAGAUCGCCAAAUGGAAGUGAAAGACGUAUUGGAAAAUUAUACGAACCUAGAAAAAGAAUGCGAAUCGGCGAAGCAGACUGUCUCCAUCGAGCUUCAAGAAAAAUUGAGGAAAUUGAGAGACGACUGGAAUUUUGUGAAAAAUCGUGGUGACAUUGAACUCGAGUCCUCUUCGCCUGCCGCACACGUUCCGCAGAGGGAGCGCGAGCGCAGCGUAGGUGCGGCAGCAGUAGAGUCGUCGUCGUCUGCAGCAGCAUCAGCUGGAGGCGCGCGCGCCGACUCCCCCGGCGGCAGUAGUCCCGCCGGUGGCUUGCCCCACUCCAAGAGCGCAGCCCAGCCAGCGCCGUCAACCAGCCUCGACGGCCAGCUGCUUCAGAUACGUGACUGGCUCACGGCGAGAGAAGACAUGAUACGCCAACAGGUUGUCGUGGUCGGCGAUGUCGACAACAUCCUUCAGCUCAUCGACAAACAGAAGACGGUCCUGCGGGAACUGGAGCAGAAGAAGCCGCAACUUGACGAGCUCGUCCACACGGCGGAGAACCUGCGAGCCGACACCAACCGGCAGCAGUUACACGGCAAGGUGACGAAGCUGCGGGAGCACUGGAACGAGACGAACUCGAAGGUGAUGCAGCGCAAGACCGAGCUGGACGCCAUGCUCGGGGACAGUCAGCGCUUCGAGGCUAAGCGCAGCGAGGUUGAGGUUUGGAUCUCACGAAUGGAGACCCGACUCGAGCGGAUGCGCGCAGUCGGCCACACGGCCGAUGUCCUCGAGGCUCAGCUUCGCGAGCAGAAGUCGUUCCACGCCGAGCUGCACCAGUACAAACACCAGAUCGAGCUGUUCAAUUCGCUGACGCAGAAGCUGAUCGCGGUCUACCAGCAGGACGACACGACGCGCGUCAAGAAGCUCACAGAGACAAUCAACCAACGUUAUAACAAUCUCAAUACGAGCAUCAUCAAUCGCGGCAAGCUGCUGCACUCUGCGAUGAACUCGCUGCACAACUUCGACCGUUCGCUGGACAAGUUCCUCGCUUGGUUAAGCGAGGCUGAAUCGUCGACGGAAACACUGGAGACCGAGGCUGAUCGACUCUCAGGACGCAGGGAUCAACAGCAGGCGCUCGCACGUUCCCAGCUACAGCUUAAGGAUCUCCAGUCGGAAAUUGAGACGCACCACGACGUGUAUGCCUCGCUCAACGGCACCGGUCGCAAGCUCCUCAGCUCGCUCGCCAGCCAGGAUGACGCGGUCAUGCUGCAGCGCAGGCUCGACGAGAUGAACCAGCGCUGGCAUCAUCUCAAGGCGAAGAGCAUGGCCAUAAGAAACCGCCUGGAGAGCAACACCGAGCACUGGAACGCCCUGUUGCUGUCGCUGCGCGAGCUUAUCGAGUGGGUGAUCCGGAAGGACACCGAGCUCACGGGUCUCGGCCCUGUCUGCGGCGACAUAGCUGCUCUUCAGAAACAGCAGGACGAUCAUCGAGGAUUCCGGCGACAACUCGAGGACAAGAGACCAAUCGUCGAGAACAGUUUGCUGAGCGGCCGACAGUACAUUGCCAAUGAGCCGCCUUUGUCGGACACCUCGGACUCCGAAGGACGCGACCUCGACGGCGACUCUCGCGGCUACAGGAGUGCCGAGGAGCAGGCGCGCGAGCUCACUCGCAGCAUCCGCCGUGAGGUUAACAAGCUGUCGGAGCAGUGGAACGCCCUCAUCGAGCGCAGCGACGCCUGGAAAAGGAAGCUCGACGACACCGCGAGCAAACUAUGCGUCUUCCAAAAAUCCCUGGAGGAGCUGUCAUCUCGACUGGCCGGCGCAGAAGCUCUGCAGAGCGGUUGGCAGCCAGCGGCGGCAAACGGCAAUCCCGAGGCGGCGGAACAGCUCGAGCAGCUGCACAAGUUCGGCGAACGUCUCGCCCCGAUACAGAGGCUCCUCGAGGAGGCCAACGAGCAGGCUAGCGCCUUUGCAACCAGCAGCGUCAUCGUCUCGCACGCGCUACUCGCUAAGCUCGAGGACCUCAAUUCUAGGUGGAAGGUGCUGCAGGUGGCAGUAGACGAGCGCUACAAGCAGCUAAGCGGUUUCGGUAAGGACGGCAGCACCCCGGGCAGCCAGGCCUUCCUCGCGAGCAGCGUCGAGCCGCCCUGGGAGCGAGCGCUCACACCCGCCAAAGUGCCUUACUAUAUCAACCACCAAUUGGAGACGACGCACUGGGACCACCCGAAGAUGAUCGAUCUCAUGUCUUCGCUCGCGGAUCUCAACGAGGUGCGCUUCUCCGCGUACAGGACGGCCAUGAAGCUGCGAACGGUGCAGAAGCGACUCAGCUUGGACUUGCUGAGCCUCUCGACUGCACUGGAACAGUUCGACUCGCACGGCCUCCGAGCGCAGAACGACAAGCUCAUCGACAUUCCCGACAUGGUCACGGUCCUCACCUCCAUCUACGAGCACAUAGCUGCCGAGAACCCGACGCAGGUCUCGGUACCGCUCUGCAUCGAUCUCGCCAUCAACUGGCUGCUCAACGUCUACGACAGCCAACGAACCGGCCAAAUACGCGUCCUGUCCUUCAAGGUGGGCCUGGUGUUGCUCUGCAAGGGACACUUGGAGGAGAAGUACAGAUAUUUAUUCAGACUGAUCGCGGAUCCGAACCGCCUGGUGGACCAGCGCAAGCUCGGUCUGCUGCUGCACGACUGUAUCCAGGUGCCGCGUCAGCUGGGCGAAGUCGCGGCCUUCGGCGGCUCCAACAUCGAGCCCUCGGUGCGUAGCUGCUUCGAGAAGGCUGGCAAGGACAAGAACGAGAUCGAAGCCGUGCACUUCCUGAGCUGGCUGCAACAAGAGCCUCAGAGCAUGGUCUGGCUGCCGGUGCUACACAGGCUCGCCGCUGCCGAGAGCGCCAAGCACCAGGCCAAGUGCAACAUCUGCAAGGAGUAUCCGAUAGUCGGCUUCAGGUAUCGAUGUCUCAAGUGUUUCAACUUCGACAUGUGCCAGGGUUGCUUCUUCUCCGGGCGCAAGGCCAAGAAUCACAAGCUCACGCAUCCUAUGCAGGAGUACUGCACGGCGACGACAUCAGGCGAAGACGUUCGCGACUUUACGCGCGCGCUGCGCAACAAGUUCAAGUCGAAGCGUUACUUCAAGAAACAUCCGCGAGUCGGCUACCUGCCGGUACAGACAGUCCUCGAGGGCGACGCUCUCGAGAGUCCCGCUCCAUCGCCUCAGCACAGCUCGCUCAGCCAAGACAUGCACUCGCGUCUCGAGAUCUACGCAUCGCGACUCGCCGAGGUCGAGCUGUCUCGCACACGCAGCAACUCCACGCCCGAUAGCGACGACGAACACCAGUUGAUCGCCCACUACUGCCAAAGCCUCAAUGGCGGCGACGGCGUCAACGUGCCACGCAGCCCUGUGCAGGUGAUGGCGGCGAUCGACGCAGAGCAACGCGAAGAACUUGAGGCGAUGAUCCGCGAGCUGGAAGAAGAGAACGCGACGUUGCAAGCAGAGUACGAGAGGUUGCGCUCGAAGCAGACGCCGGGCUCGACGCCCGAGGACGGUGUACACCCGGGCCGCCAACCCGACUGUGAUAUGAUCGCGGAGGCGAAGCUACUACGCCAGCACAAGGGCCGACUCGAGGCACGCAUGCAGAUACUCGAGGACCACAAUCGACAGCUCGAGGCACAGCUUCAGAGACUGAGACAGCUACUCGAGGAGCCUAAUGCCGCAUCACCCUCCAAGACUGGAACGUUGCAGACGCGAAGCGUAACUGCCUCGCAACUAGCUACUGACUCUCCCGCUAAAAUGAACGGUCACUAUCACGAUUCUCCAGGUGGUGGUGGAGGCGCGGGAGAAGGGCGAGUAAGCAGCUUAGAGAGACCACCGCCGCCGCCUCAUUCUCACAGCGUAACUCAUAAUGUGGGCAACCUCUUACACAUGGCAGAGGAUUUAAGCAAAGCUGUCGGCAACUUGGUGACAGUCAUGACUGAGGACAACAAGCCGGAGACCAACGGCCAGCAGCAGCAGCAGCAACAACAGCAGCAGCAGCGUGCUCCGCCUCCGGCUUUUAAGUGAACGCGAAAAUGAUACAAAUAUACAUAUAUACAUAUAUAAAUAUAUAUAUAAAUAAUAAAAACAAAGAAAAUUAUACACAAAGUUAACACGAGAACAUAAAUCUUCAAACGACACACAUAAGGGAACAGAUACACAUCAUACACUUUACAUGAGUACACACUCAUACGAAAGCAAUCAAUUGUCGCGCUUUAUUCACAGAAUGAUAAGUAAGUGGGUGUGAAAGUCGAAGAGAACAUAGAAAUCAUAAUCAACGCUGACCCAUUAUAUCGCAAACUAAUCAUCGCACACUUUAUAUCGUUGACCAAGAGCGACAAGUCUGGUUUUAUUGCAUAUCAGAGAGACAAGUACUAAUUUUAUUGCGCGUGCUGAACGAGACCGCGGCUAGUGAGGAUUUAAAAAAAAUUAAAUUAUGAAGAGAAAAUAAGAAACACACUUUCACACACACACAGGGUCAAAGAAGUAAAGAAGGGACUUUUUAGAUCCGCGUUGCGCGAUGGUUUUGGGUAUUUUAUAGAUUCUUUUGUAUAGCCGAGAGGACUACUCUUUUAUCGAAUAGAGAAGAUGAGACAGGGAGGACAAACGAAUGAGUUCUUUCGAAGCUCCCUUCCCCGUCGGGUUGUGCGCGAGGGGAGAACGACCUUUGAAACUACAUAUUGUGACUCGUCAUAUCAUUGCCAAAAAAAGAGUUAAGGAGAAACGCUAGAGGAACGAGAAAAAUGUUAUGUAUUGUAAUAAUCAGAAAACGAACGAAUCGAUUGUUAUACGCCUGCUAUAGCUAAGAAGUAUAUAAGGAAAUUAUUAUUAUUAAACUUACUAAAGAAGCGAAACGUGAAAAAGGGGAUUUAACGAUUAUAAAUAAAUAUUAAACACGAAAGAAAAUGAAAUAAAUUCAAGUAAUAUUAAAACUAAUGCAUGCAAAAAACAAGCAAUGUGUCAAAUCGCAUACUCUUAUAGGCUGUAGAAUUGUAAUUUACACGCCCUAUGUCACUUGCAAUCCUAAACCCCCCUUUUUUCUUUUCGUUUGAUUAAAACCUAUUCUAAAUGCCCAAUAAACUUUUUAACUGGGGCAUUUACAUUUUACUAAAAUGCAAAACAGAUAUUAUACAUGUAUACACACGAACGCAUAUAAUGUACUGCAAACAAAUGUAAGAAGGGAAAGAGAAAUCGAAGACCAAAUCGAAACGACGCUUCUCCCGGCACGUGAACGUAUAUUAUUAUAUAUCGAGGACGAUUUCCUGCGACUUUUCUAGAUUUUUUUAACGAAGAAAAAGGAAGAAUACGACCUACAGCAAAACAUGCUAUUUUGGUUUUUUGACUUCCGUUCCACUAACGAACGAAUGUUAUGUAUAUGUUUAAAGAUAUUAAUAAACUAUCAACAAAGCA
Molecule: messenger RNA, 14441 nt
Organism: Nasonia vitripennis (jewel wasp)
Lineage: Eukaryota; Metazoa; Arthropoda; Insecta; Hymenoptera; Pteromalidae
Product: dystrophin, isoforms A/C/F/G/H
Exons: 56
Coding region: 789-13058 (4089 amino acids)
Biological process (GO): synaptic signaling
Cellular component (GO): plasma membrane
Molecular function (GO): protein binding; zinc ion binding
Source: RefSeq, a predicted model, not a curated record